AGCUUGACCUCCCUAUCAGCCAGAGGGGAAACGAAGGCAUAGAAAUACAUGUCUCGAUCCUGAGCUGUCUGGAGCUGGAAGCUGUCUUCCAAAUGCUGCAAACCACCGUGCCUCUUAAAUUGUUGAAAUAUGGUUGUAUUUUCUCUCACUCUCGUCCGACAUGGUGAAACUACUGCAAACAAAGAUGGAAUCAUUCAAGGGCACCGAGAUGUUCCCUUGUCUGAGGUUGGCAUGGAGCAAGCAAAUCUGGUGGCAAAGCGGCUUCAGAAUGAACACUUCACACAUAUUUUCGCCAGUGACCUGAAGCGGGCAGCAGAGACAGCUCAGGCUAUUGUUAAGGCCGGACCAGAAAACCACUGCCCCAUCCAGCUGGACAAACGACUAAGAGAGAGAACUUUUGGAGAUUUUGAAGGAAAGACUUUUAAAGAUUUAACUGACGCUGCCAAAAAGCAAAAUGUUUCCUGGGUGCAGUUUACACCAAAGGGAGCUGAAAAUUUUGAAGAUGUAAGAAAUCGAGCAAUAUCAUUUUUCCAUGAUUUAUGUGAGUUGGUGGGAAAACAGGACUUGGCAGUGGAUGGGGAAUACACGCCAGCAUCCAUCAAGUCAAAGCGGCGUCUUGACAAUGGCCUCAGCAAUGGCAGUCAGCUUUCGGGAUGUUGCAUCCCAUCAAGCACAAGACCACAGCAAGUGCCCCUUGUGUGUGAGAAAGAUGUGUGCAACAGUGGCAGCGAUAGCCUUAAUACGGUUAAUCACAGCAGCCACAACCAUUCAUCAUAUCCCAGUAGAGACGGCAUCGAGCCUAAGAGGCCUCGAACUGCCCGUGAUUUUUUACUCGAUUUGUGGGAUUUAGAACCAGCCUCAACAGAUGAGGAAAAGCAUAGCCCAUUUGCAGUGGGAUUUUCUGAUAGUUAUGUAAUUAAUCAAGCGGUAGAUGAAGCAUGUUUGGCUGACAUGUUCUGCACAGACUUAUCCCCCUCCACCAUGGCUCGCUCCAACUCGUCCGCUUCCUCGGGCUGUUCCAGCCUUCAGGACAGUACAGAGUCACAGGAAGCAUAUGUGGACUUGCCUACUCCAACAGAAGACACGGAUUCAAGUGAUGUAGGACUAGGACAACUUCGCACCCAAACCAGUCCAGCAUCUGAAUCUGCUGGGGCUUCAGACAGCACCAGAGCCCAUGGGGUGAGCAAGGAAGGUGAGUGCGUGUCUACUGCCAGAGAUCCUGGGUGUGUCCAGGGCCUCACCUAUUUUGCCAGCAACUCCACCAUCACUUCGUCAGCUGUGCAAGGGUUUAAAGGGACAAGCCAAGAUUGGUCUGUGUUUGACAGACAGUCAGUAGCAAUGUUUACAUUAUCUUCCUCCUCAUCAUCAUCAUCUUCAUCACAGUUGGCACAGAUGUGCCCCAAUGUUUCGCUCUCCCCUCUCCUGGAGCACCGCUUGUCGUCACUGUCCUCUGUGUCAUCAGGCCGCAACAGCAGCUUUGAUGAUGCUGAUGCCAUACCAACAGUGGUGGCUGACGUGCUGGUGGUGAGCCACGGGGGAUUGUUAAAGGAGCUGGUGGCUCAUUUCAUUGAUGACUUCCACUGCAAGGUGCCUGGGGGCAAGUCCCAUGCUUUGCGCAUCUGCCCCAACACAGGUGUGUCGCGGUUUAUGGUGACACUUGGACCGCCUGGACAGCCACCUGCCAUUACGUGUUUGCUGAUCCAUGACAAGGACCACCUGAAGAUCCUGCAAAGUGCUGGUUCCACUACAUGGGAAAAAAGUUUACCGCCCAUUUGAUAUUUGUUAUAUCUUUUUUUUUACCCAUGGAGUGCCACUAGUCAAAUGGCAACAUUUCCAACAAGGUUAAUCUCGCCGUCACAUAACGCACAAUGCCAUUUGGCCCAGGCUCUUCCUAAAUGUCUGGAUGAGAGUGAAUGAGAAGCUUUGUUUGUUUGUUGUGAAGAAGCCUCCACAAGGUUGAUUGGAUGUCGUCACCUGCACUGUCAUUGUUUCUAUACCUGUGUCUGCAAGAACUGUAAGUUGUUUCAGCUAGGGUAAAAAGUGCUUUGUUGGUAUGGAAUGUACAUGUGCUUUUGAAUGCAGUUGUAUGAAAAUUUGCUCUUUAGAUAAUUUUUGUGAAAUGUUGGACUAGGAUUUGGGAAAAGGUCUUCUAAACUGAUUUUUUUUUUUAAAUUUUCUGACAAUUAGUCCUAACUGCAUGGUGUAGUUGGAGCAACCUAGGCAUUACAUGUACCAAUUGUACAUACAUUUAAUAUCUUGCUAUAACUAUGUAUGCAAUGAUUUAUAUAUGCAUAUAUAUAUAUCAAAUGAUCUGUGAAGUAUUGAUGCUUGCUGAUCAUGCUAGCAGCAGCAGCAAAAAAAAUAUUAAAUAAAUAAAAACUAUAAAAAGAGACAAAAUGUAGAAUACAUGGUACUUGUGCACUGAAGGUCUUUCUUUAAUUUACAUGUUGCUUACAUUAUGUGCAGAGCGCCUAUGUAAACUUGUACAUUUUUCAUGUGCCUUUUAGAUAAAGGUCUUUCUAGGUUGUAUACAUGUGUAGUUAUUGCAUGUAUACAUAAAAGUUGCAUCCUGUAUACAAUGCAUUUUGGUUCCCUAGAAGGGAAGGUCAACAUGGUUUUGUAUCAUGUCCUGCAUCUAAAUGCUCAUGGCUUAAAGCAUAAUUGUUUUGGCUUAGGAUUUUUUUUCCAGUACCAUUUACUUGCUUCGCAUAUUUCAUUGAUGGAAACAAAAAUCAUGCUGAACUUGCAGAAAAAGUGUGCCUGUGCAGGCGUGUUGCAUGCGG
This is a messenger RNA of Pomacea canaliculata, 2783 nucleotides long. RefSeq lists its product as uncharacterized. Gene Ontology annotation, biological process: positive regulation of DNA repair; negative regulation of programmed cell death; regulation of pentose-phosphate shunt. The transcript has 5 exons. Gene Ontology annotation, molecular function: fructose-2,6-bisphosphate 2-phosphatase activity. Gene Ontology annotation, cellular component: cytosol. Lineage: Eukaryota; Metazoa; Mollusca; Gastropoda; Architaenioglossa; Ampullariidae. The record is from RefSeq and is a predicted model, not a curated record. The coding region runs from base 130 to 1776 and encodes 548 amino acids.